CGUAAUCUGUGCGCGAGGAGAGGGCGUGGCUUCAGAGAUGGCGUCCCUCCUGCAGCCGGACAGGGUGCUGUAUCUGGUCCGCGGAGAGAAGAAGAUCCGCGCCCCGCUUUCACAGCUGUAUUUCUGCCGCUACUGCAGCGAGCUGCGCUCCCUGGAGUGCGUCUCUCAUGAAGUCGAUUCCCAUUACUGCCCCAGCUGUCUGGAGAACAUGCCUUCAGCUGAGGCCAAGCUUAAAAAGAACAGGUGUGCCAACUGCUUUGACUGCCCAUGCUGCAUGCACACCCUGUCCACACGAGCCACCAACAUCCCCGCCCCUUUACCAGACGACCCGACCAAAACCGCCAUGAAGAAGGCCUAUUACCUGGCCUGCGGGUUCUGCCGCUGGACCUCGCGGGAUGUAGGCAUGGCUGACAAGUCUGUGGCCAGUGGAGGAUGGCAGGAACCAGAGAAUCCUCACACUCAGAGGAUCAAUAAACUGAUCGAGUAUUAUCAGCAACUGGCCCAGAGAGAGAAGCUGGAGAGAGACAGGAAGAAACUGGCCAGAAGACGCCCUUUCAUGCCUCAGGCUUUCUCGCAACACACUAUUCACGUGGUGGAGAAGUAUGGUCUGGGCACUCGUCUGCAGAGACAGAGACCUGGAGCUCCAGUCAGCGCUCUCUAUGGCCUCUCUCUGAAGGAGGGAGAGGAGCAGAAGGAGGUCAGUAUUGAACCUGCUCAGGCUCUGGAUGAGGUGGAGCCUCUGCCUGAAGACUGCUACACACGGCCCAUCAACCUGCCGGAAGUGACCACUCUUCGCCAGAGGCUGCUACAGCCAGAUUUCCAGCCUGCAGGAGCCUCUCAGCUGCAUCCCAAACACAAGCAUCUGCUGAUGAAACGCUCACUGCGCUGCAGGAAAUGUGAGCACAAUCUGAGCAAACCUGAGUUCAACCCGACCUCAAUCAAGUUCAAAAUCCAGCUGGUGGCUGUGAGCUACAUCCCUGAAGUGAGAAUCAUGUCCAUUCCAAACCUGCGUCACAUGAAGGAGUCUCAGGUGCUGCUGACUCUCACUAACCCGGUGGAGAGCAUCACACAUGUCAGCCUGUUCACCUGUGAGGAGGGGGAUCCUGACGACAUCAACAGCACAGCCAAGGUGAUGGUACCAGCGAAGGAGCUGGUUUUAGCCGGGAAGGAUGCAGCAGCUGAAUAUGACGAACUAGCUGAACCACAAGACUUUCAGGAUGACCCAGAUGUGGUGGCUUUCAGGAAGUCCAACAAGAUUGGCUUCUUUAUUAAAGUGAUCCCACAGCAGGAGGAGGGGGACGUCACCGUGGCCUUUAAAAUACGGCACGACUUCCGCAACCUGGCCGCCCCCAUCCGGCCCAGCGAGGACGGGGAGACGCCCAGCGAGGUCAUCUGGCUCGUGCACCAUGUGGAGCUCAGCCUGGGGCCACUGAUAGCCUAAAAACACACACACACUCACACACACACACAUACAUCUACACACACACACACACACUUACGUACAUAUUUAGACAGACACACAUUUUUACACACAGCUCAGAGCUUGAGACCACUGGUAGUAUGAACUGAUAUGCACUUAGUAACACCAUAUAGAGCUCAACCCUGGGUCACUGGUAGCCUGAAGCUUUACAGAACUAUGACACACACUCACAGACACACACAUUAUAGAGCUCAGCCUGGGGCAUCUACUACCCUACAACAUGAGUUCACAUCAUGAAAGGGUUAAAAUUAGCUUUUUUUUUCUCCAUUAAGUCGUUUAUCUUCUGCAGUAAUCCUGUUAAUCUGUUGCAAUGUUUCACUACAAACACUACCUACACAGUACACAGAUCAGGCUUACCGAUGUUUCUUCACUGAUAAAAUACUUACCUGCAUGCUUUCCAUAGCUUUUUCUCGUUUCCUUACUAACUAAAGUGUGUCCCAGGCUGGAUGAGCGCCACCUACAUACACCACCUUGUACAGAACCGUAACUCUACAGCGAGUGCCGACCAACACCUAUAGAUUCUCCUCUUUACUGUCUUCUUUACACGCUAAUCUCUCGCCUCACUGGCCUCGCUCUGUCGGACGUACCGUGCGCUUUUUCGUUGCUUUAGCGUGGAGAACACUCUGCAGAUUACUAACUACGUCGCACAAACUCAAUGGUUGUAAAAAUGGUGAAACUAUUCAUUCUUAUGUGUUAAAGAUUAUAGAAAAUAAAAUAUCAGUGCUUUAAUUCUCUGCUACAAUCAGAAGACUGGAACACUCUAGACUCUAGACGUCUUUCUGCCGCUGAUGUUUCUGUGUGUGAGAAUCAGAUCUGUAGUGAGAGAGUCUGGAAUUGUGGUGCACUAAUAAAAAAACAAACCAAGAGAUUCCAA
Astyanax mexicanus (Mexican tetra) is the source of this 2354-nucleotide messenger RNA. It is a transcript of the gene dctn4, whose product is annotated as dynactin 4. Gene Ontology annotation, cellular component: dynactin complex. Bases 38 to 1441 code for a protein of 467 amino acids. The transcript has 14 exons. The record is from RefSeq and is a predicted model, not a curated record. Lineage: Eukaryota; Metazoa; Chordata; Actinopteri; Characiformes; Acestrorhamphidae.